GAUUGGGUGAGCUCCCCAUUUGCCCGUUCUCUAAGUUUAGGCUUUCUCUCACUUUGCACUAUCUCGCCUUUUUUCCCUUUCCCUUUUUCUUUCCAGAAACGAUUCCGUUCUUUUUCGAUUGAACAAUGGAAAGUUUUUUUUCGCCGUCGAAUGCUGCUGUCUAUGAUGACGACUCGCAGACGACGACGACCAGCAGCUCAUUGCAGAGCUGGAUCAGCUGGUUCUGUUCAUUGACAGGACACGAAUAUUAUGCCGAAGUACCAGACGAUUUCAUUGAAGACGAUUUCAACUUGACGGGGUUAUCAGCACUUGUGCCAUAUUACAAUGAAGCGUUGGAAAUGAUCUUGGAUGUGGAACCAGAGGAAAUCUCGGACGAGGACGAACGGGCAGACGAGCCGACGGAAGAAGAACAGGAAGAGGAGGAAGAUGAUGGGUUUUGGAAAGAAAAUACGGCAGUUGUGUCGCGCGGCGGCGGCAGCGAACGGAGGGAUCGUGUUCAUCCAAGCGUCGUCGAGCCUUAUGCCGCCAUGUUGUAUGGACUAAUCCAUCAACGCUAUCUACUGACACGUAAUGGUCUGCGCUUGAUGGCUGAACGUUAUGCUGCAGAACAGUUUGGUUUUUGUCCUCGUGUUUAUUGUGGUCGCUGCCCAGUCAUCCCGUGCGGUCGCUAUGAUGAAGCCGGACGCGAAAGCGUACGCCUCUAUUGCCCGCGUUGCAUGGAUCUGUAUAAUCCGCCUAGCUCUAUAUUCCAAAAUGUCGAUGGCGCUCAUUUUGGUACGACGUAUGCCCAUCUACUCUUCCAAUCAUUCUAUGAGCUGGUGCCGGCUCCACGAGCAAGCAUCUAUCAACCACGAAUCUUUGGAUUCCGGGUAAACGAGCGAUCACGGGUAGGGCCACGCAUGCAAUGGCUACGGAUGCGUCCCCCAGAGUAUCUGACGGAUGCUGACGACGGGGAAGAUGACGACGAUGACCAUGUGGAUAUAGAAGAUGUGGGCGAGGAAGAAGACGAGCCAGUAUUUACACAUGAUGUGCCAUCGCAGGCGGUGGAGCAGCAGCAGCAGCACCAACAACAACGGCAACAGCGAGAUGAUGACCGACUUACUCGGUUGACCCAUCAAAUUGAAGGCUGGCGAAUGAGGGAUUCGGGUCUGAAUAGUUUCUUUCGACGGUGGAUCUGAUGGGUUGCUUUAUGCUCUCUUCCACUCUUUUGUCUUCUUUUUUCUCUCUCUUUCUCAAGUACGCCACAUAUCCCCGUUCUCCCCACACAUACGCAACACUUUUUACAUAUUCACACACAUAUAACCUUUUUUCUUCCUUUUUAAAACUUCCAACCUCCUUUAUAACGUACCUAUACUUUUGUUUUUUCUUUCUUUCUUGCCCUCUCCCUUUAUCUCCCCCCGACAAGAGGAUGUAUAAUAUAGCGCUAUUUCCCAACUACCACAGCCAAUAACGCACCUACCAAGUGCUGCGAAAUGUACAGGAUCCUUGCUAAAUGGUAUUAUCAAAUAAAUAGUUCCAUCAUCA
Molecule: messenger RNA, 1524 nt
Organism: Zychaea mexicana
Lineage: Eukaryota; Fungi; Mucoromycota; Mucoromycetes; Mucorales; Lichtheimiaceae
Product: casein kinase II regulatory subunit-domain-containing protein
Exons: 4
Coding region: 126-1178 (350 amino acids)
Cellular component (GO): protein kinase CK2 complex; cytoplasm
Molecular function (GO): protein kinase regulator activity
Source: RefSeq, a predicted model, not a curated record